Molecule: messenger RNA, 2785 nt
Organism: Dipodomys ordii (Ord's kangaroo rat)
Lineage: Eukaryota; Metazoa; Chordata; Mammalia; Rodentia; Heteromyidae
Gene: Shcbp1
Product: SHC SH2-domain binding protein 1
Exons: 13
Coding region: 33-1994 (653 amino acids)
Biological process (GO): fibroblast growth factor receptor signaling pathway
Source: RefSeq, a predicted model, not a curated record
UGCUGGUGGGCGGCUGCCUGGAGCGGGAGGCCAUGGCGGGCCAACGCACUGUCCGCGCCUCUGAGGAGAACUUGGAACCCCUGGAAAAAGGUUUAUUCCAAGAUGAAGAUUCAUGUUAUGACUGUAAUUAUUGUGAUAAGCCAGGUACCAUUUUACAAAGCUUUGUACCAGAAGGAAAAACUCUUUUCCCAGAAAUUUUUCAAACAAAUCAACUUUUGUUCUAUGAGCGAUUCCAAGCCUAUCAGGAUUACAUUUUAGCUGACUGCAAAGCCUCUGAGGUGAGGGAAUUCACAGCUGAAUUCUUAGAGAAGGUCCUUGAACCAUCUGGAUGGCGAGCAGUCUGGCACACGAAUGUAUUUGAGGUGUUGGUUGAGGUUACAGACGUGGACUUUUCAGCCUUAAAGGCAGUGGUGAAGCUUGCUGAGCCAUAUAUUUGUGAAUCUGAAGUGAGCACUUUUACUUUGGAGUGUAUGAAGGAGCUUCUUGAUCUGAAGGAAUAUCGGUUGCCCUUACAGGAGUUGUGGGUGGUAUUUGAUGAUUCUGGAGUGUUUGACCAGACAGCCCUUGCAAUUGAGCAUGUCAGAUUUUUCUACCAAAACAUCUGGAGAAGCUGGGAUGAAGAAGAGGAGGACGAGUAUGAUUAUUUUGUCAGAUGUGUUGAGCCUCGCUUGAGAUUGCAUUAUGACAUUCUUGAAGACCGAGUUCCCUCAGGACUUAUUGUUGACUACCACAAUCUCUUGUCGCAGUGUGAGGAGAAUUAUAGGAAAUUCUUGAAUCUGAGAAGCAGUUUGUCAAAUUGUAAUUCUGAUUCUGAGCAAGAAAACAUCACUAUGGUAGAAGGGUUAAAACUGUAUUCAGAGAUUGAACAGCUGAAACAAAAGCUAAAACUCAUUGAGAAUCCUUUGUUAAGAUAUGUGUUUGGUUAUCAGAAGAACUCUAGUAUCCAAGCAAAGGGCACACGUCCAAAUGGCCAGAAGGUGACUCAUGUGGUCUCUUCCACCGUGAGGACUGGUCUACUUCAGUCUCUGCUGAGGGACAAGUUGUGUAAGGAAGAAAUGGAAAUUCAGUUUCAUAGUGAUCCACUGUCAGCUGUAAAUGCCUGCUAUGAAGGUGACACUGUUAUUGUUUGUCCAGGCCAUUACACGGUACAUGGUUCAUUCUCCAUUGCUGACUCCAUUGAGUUAGAAGGGUAUGGUCUACCAGAUGAUAUUGUGAUAGAAAAGAGGGGCAAAGGGGACACUUUUGUGGAUUGCACAGGGGCAGAUAUUAAAAUCUCAAGCAUAAAAUUUAUUCAGCAUGAUGCUGUAGAAGGAAUCUUAAUUAUUCAUCAUGGCAAGACUACACUGGACAAUUGUGUACUGCAAUGUGAAACUACAGGUGUCACCAUACGAACAUCGGCUGAAUUUUUAAUGAAGGACUCAGAUUUAUAUGGUGCCAAAGGUGCUGGUAUAGAGAUAUAUCCUGGGAGUCAGUGUUCCUUGAUUGACAAUGUGAUCCAUCAUUGCAAGGAGGGGAUUCUCAUCAAGGACUUCUUAGAUGAGCAUUAUGACAUUCCCAAGAUAUCCAUGGUAAAUAAUAUGAUACAUAAUAAUGAAGGUUAUGGUGUUGUUUUGGUGAAACCUGUAAUUUUCUCUGACCUGCAAAAAAAUACCCAAGAUGAAACUGAAGAAAAUGAAGCAAUGAAACUGAAGACAAGUGUAGAGGCAGAUGCCGCCAUAAGGGUUGAUCUAGAAGAGCUGAUUCAGUGUACGACUGGCAAAAUGGAACUUCAUGUAAAAGCUGACCUUUCUGAACAGGCUGAGGGGAACUAUGAAAUUGCAAGUGAAAUAGUUGCUGCAUCCACACAGAAAGGCCAGAUGAGGAAGAAAAGGUUGAGUGAACUAGGCAUCACACAAGCUGAUGACAACUUAAUGUCACAGGAGAUGUUUGUUGCAAUCAUGGGAAACCAGUUUAAGUGGAAUGGGAAAGGGAGUUUUGGUACAUUUCUAUUCUGACCACAAUGAUGUAAAUAUAUAUCAAAACGUUGGAUCUUGCACCUGUUGCCCUGAGAAUCACUGCUGCUUUGAGCUAUAUGUUACUAUAUUUGAUAAUACUCAAUUGGGUUUGAGUUAAAGAUGGAUUUUAUUUCUGCAAGUAUUGCACAUUAAACAUUCUUUUUAAGAAAGUCUGUACAAAAACCUAUAAAAUAGGAAAUAAUUGGCAAUUACUUAUCAAGAAAAUCCUUUCUUAAAUGCUCUUCUAGUAACUUUUAGAGUAAAUGUACAUUAACCUAGCACUUCAAAGAGGAGGAAGAAAGGCAGAUAAUCAAGAUUGUGCAGAAGGUGUCACAUGUGCAUUGUUCUUCUACAGUAGUUAUCUUUAUAACAGGUCUGUUUCCAUACAGUAUUUGCAUAAUAUUUGUCUUAAAAUAAGAGCUCUGAAUUGGAAUUUACCUAAUUAGGCUUACUGUUGUAUUUUUAUACUGAGCUAUGCAGUCGUCAAAACAACAGUAGACACAUAACAAAUUUGACACAGAAAAGAGAGGUAUUGAUUGGAAUGUUUGUUUACAUAGAGCAUUUCCAGUAUUGAUGUGAUUGAUUUAAAAAUGUAUUUUCUUUUACCAUAGUAAGGUUCUGAUCCUAUUUCUCAGAUGGUCAAUAUGACUGUCUAUACAACUGUAUUUUUCUUGGUAUCUCAUACUGUAAAACAACUUUUAAACAUAUUUAUAUUUUAAAAAAACUGUGACAUUAAUAUGCCUUUUGGUUAAAAUUAUACUGAUGUAAUAAUAAAGCUGAAUCUUGUUAUA